AUGGAAGAUAUUAUUGAACUUGAAACAUUUUUAACAUCAACUAUAAACGAAAUAACAAAUGACAAUGAUGAGGAACAGUUAGAUCCGACUUCAAUUGCACAUAGUCCAUAUUAUGGUUGUACAGUACGUGUUAUUUCAAAAGCAAAACUAACAUAUGAUGGGAUAUUGGAUGCAAUUAGUACCGACAAAGAUAUUAUUGUUCUUAAAAAUGUCAAAGUAAAUGGAUUAAUUCGUACAUCUUUUAAGAAAAACAAAGAUAAUGACAAAAAUCAUAUACCGAUGAAUAAUGACCAAAAUAAAGACGAUGAUAUUAACAGUGAGCAGUUGAAAGCUGCCAUGCUCGAUCAUUUAACCAGUGAUUUUCGUGUCUACGAUCAAGUAUGUCUUAACGUCCGUGAUAUUCAAGAAUUAAAACUUAUUCAAAUGCCAGAUUUUCAUCAUACAAAACAAAAAUUACGUUCAAUUGAUCCAUGUUUAAUUGAUAUUAAAUUGUCCUCAGACGAUCAAUCCGAUUAUUUCAGCAAUAAUCAGUCUAUCAAUAAUACUACAAUAACGCGACGAUCACCGUCACAGCCAACAACAUCUACAUGGAUAAACUCUCAUGAUCUUAACGAUUCACAAUCGAUAAAUCACCAACUUCCAAUAUCUCCUACCAAUGAUUUACCCAGUUUGCAACUAUCUAGUUCGAAUGAAUCAUCAUUCAGUCAAGGCAGCGCUGUUGCAGAUGAAAGUAACGAUGAUUCAAUAGAUGAACAAUUGAAUAAAUUCAACAAACUUAAAAUAAACAGUUCGAAGCCAGUAACAAAUCCAAUUUCUCGUACAGAGAACUCAGCCACUUUAAUUGCAAAAAAGAUUCUUUCACGAAAAGUAGAAAAACGACCGGAUCCUGUUCAUUCACCAAUUGAUACAAAUACGUCCGCUGGUCGAAUGUUACCAUUAAAAUAUCUUUUUCCAGAUAGUAAAGAAUCCGUGUAUGGCAAUCUAAAAACAGCGCCAAAAUCUGUUAAUAAUACAAUUAAGAAACCACCUUUGAUGGAGCGUCGAAAAUCAUCACCUAUUCGAGUAACAAUAACGAGUACACUUAAUCCAAAUGCGCCACCAUUUAUAGUACCCGAAAAUACGAAUGGUUCUAGAAAACCAAAUCCAAAUAGAAUUUUGUCACAGAAUCCGAGUUAUCCAUCGUUUACGUUUUAUGAAAAACGUCGAUUUCGUCCACGUUUACAGCCAGUACAUUCACCAGAACGCAUGCCGUACGGUAUCAAUCCGAAUCCAAGAUUUAUGCCUCCAACAAGACAAAUCAUAAAGCGCAACUUUAAUCAGCAAUUACCAAACAGAAUGUCACUACACAAUCCGCAACAAGUACAUCCAUCGUCACAAACAAUAAAUCGCACUCGUCAGAAUUCAACACCAGACAGGCGGUAUUAUAACAAUAAUACUAAAUCGACUACGAUUCAGCAACAAGGAGGAUACUCGUAUCCUUAUCCGAAGAAAAAAGCAAUCAGUUAUGAUUCUCUUGAACCAUCGGUACAACAACAAGGAUUUCCAGAAUUUCAGCGACAAAAUUCAACAAGUGUCUUGGAUAAUCAAACUUCUGUACCACACACAUCUCACCUAUUAUUUAGUCAAUCAAACGCACCACUAAUUAAAGAGAGACAUUCUGCACGUGAAACAACAGCUUAUAACCACAGUACACGCUCUCUUCAGGCAAGUUCAAGUAUGCCGCAAACGUGGGAAAUACAUUCAGCAAGAAAUCAUUUGGCUCUUCCUCAAUCUGGUGAAUUUCACCGACGUGGUCAACGAACGAUUAGUGGUACGAGUAGUGGAAGUAGUUUGAGUUGUGACAUCUACAUUGGUCCUCAUUCCGUUUCUCAAGUUGCGUACGGUCAACAACGAACGGAUAUUAUAACCGAUGAUAACAAUGAAAAAGCAUCAGAUUAUGAUUUUGAAAAGGCAAAUAAUGAAUUUCGACGAUAUGUGGAACUAGAACAGUUAGUCACAAGAAAAACACCUGAGAUAGAUUCCGAUCAACUGUAUAAGAAAGAGUUAUCAUUUUUUGAUCGUAUCUCUUGUGCAGCAACAACUGGAACAGCGGUAGGAUAUGCAGAAAUACCAGAAGAUGAAAGAAAUUUGGAAACAUUUGGUGAAGAUGCAUUACUAACAGCCGGAGAGAGUGUAUGGGAAUAA
Molecule: messenger RNA, 2184 nt
Organism: Didymodactylos carnosus
Lineage: Eukaryota; Metazoa; Rotifera; Eurotatoria; Philodinida; Philodinidae
Source: the annotation of a GenBank genome assembly